Molecule: messenger RNA, 357 nt
Organism: Juglans microcarpa x Juglans regia
Lineage: Eukaryota; Viridiplantae; Streptophyta; Magnoliopsida; Fagales; Juglandaceae
Product: protein RALF-like 32
Exons: 1
Coding region: 1-357 (118 amino acids)
Source: RefSeq, a predicted model, not a curated record
AUGUCUAUCUCUCGCAUGAAGUCUCUCAAAUUCUGCUGCCUUCUUGUCCUGGGCCUCCUCCAUCUCAUUAACAGUGCAGCUUCACCGGCAAGCGGCUAUGGUUACACACCAUGCAACGGUUCGAUUGCAGAGUGCAACGAAGAAGAAGAUGAGCAGUUGAUGGAGUCAGAGACAAGUCGAAGGUUUCUUGCAGAACAGAAAAGGAUAUCAUAUGGGGUUCUGAACCCAAACCAGCCAGUCUGCAAUGGCGGAAGUAGAGGUCAAGCGUAUAGUAAAAAUGGAGGCUGUCUACCUCUCCCAUCUAAUCCUCCUAGUAGAGGUUGCUCUAAAUAUUAUCGUUGUAGGACUGGCUCCUGA